Messenger RNA from Danaus chrysippus (African queen), 576 nucleotides. The record is from the annotation of a GenBank genome assembly. Lineage: Eukaryota; Metazoa; Arthropoda; Insecta; Lepidoptera; Nymphalidae.
AUGGCGGCUGUGCGUGAUCGAUAUCGUGAUAUUAAUGUUAAAAUGUCCGUUAUUGUGAUGUAUAUGGUUGUUGGUCGGCCCGUGCGGUGCCCUGUGACCGCGGGGCAUGUCCCCGCUGUGCCCAGUAACCCGGUGCACGAUCUAUGUACGUAUCUCAACCAUACUGCGCCGACACUACACCUAGCUAUGGUUAUGCCUAACGAAACUAAGACUAGACUAGAGUUAUCACUCGCGUACCCAAACCCGCCCUCGACUAGGUCCAGCCUAAAUGUUAAGGUGCCAGUAAUCGGAUGUCCAGAAAGGAGAUUUGUUUUGGUCCACCACCUCCGUGGAGAUUCGUCCGUGGUAUUUCAUAGCAAGUCCGUUUCGCUCGCUAUUAUAUGUUGCGAGGUUGCCGCUCCGUGCCGGCUCGAUCGCUCGCUGGAUGUAAAGCCGCCGCUCCACAGUCAGUCGGCCGCGCAGCUCGGUGCGCGACGUUCGUGCGCGGAGGGUUUGUUUGCGUCCCGCUCGGCCCCGCGCCCCCCCCCGGACCCCGCCCCGCAGCAGCUAGAUAGAGAAGAGCUGGUGUUAGAGUGA